Molecule: messenger RNA, 1113 nt
Organism: Eucalyptus grandis
Lineage: Eukaryota; Viridiplantae; Streptophyta; Magnoliopsida; Myrtales; Myrtaceae
Product: disease resistance protein TAO1-like
Exons: 3
Coding region: 1-1113 (370 amino acids)
Molecular function (GO): protein binding
Source: RefSeq, a predicted model, not a curated record
AUGACCAACUUGAGGUUCCUCCAAGCAGAUGGUGUGGAUUUCACCGGAGAUUUCCAAAGCUUACUUCUUGAAUUAAGAUGGCUUCGGUGGAAGUACUGUCCAUUAAAUUUUGCUGCGGACAACUUUCACCUGAAGAAAUUAGUUGUACUCGAUCUAUCAAAGAGUGCCAUUUCGGAGGAGUGGGGAGGAUGGGAUCUACUCAAGAUGGUGACUGAGCUCAAAGUUCUCGACCUCAUGUGGUGUCGAUCUUUGAAAAGAACUCCCAACUUGUCCACUUUCCAAAGGUUGGAGAUUUUGACUCUUGCAAAUUGUGUGAAUCUGGAAGAGCUUCAUCCUUCUAUUGGUUGUUUAAUGAAGUUGGAGCGUCUAUCUCUCAAUCGUUGUAAAAUUUCUCAACUUCCUAAAUUCAAUGGUGCCAUGAAGGAGCUCAAGGUUAUUAUUGCCUAUGAUUGUGUUGAUUUAGUCCACAUCCCCAGCUCCAUAGGAAAUCUAGCAUCUCUGCAAAGGUUGGAGUUAGGUGGCUGCCGCUCAUUAACAGAGAUCCCCGACUCUAUUGGAAAUCUGGCAUCAUUGAUCGACUUGGACUUAGCAAGGACAUCGAUUACGAAAUUACCCGAAAGCAUUGGGAAUUUGCAAAAUUUGAGGGUCUUGAAUAUUUGUGAAACUGGCUUAACAAAAUUGCCUGAAUCCAUUGGUGCCAUGAAGGAGCUCAAGGUUAUUAUUGCUUAUGAUUGUUUAAAUUUAGUCCACAUCCCCAGCUCCAUAGGCAAUCUAGCAUCUCUACAAAGGUUGAAGUUAGGUUUCUGCCGCUCAUUAACAGAGAUCCCCGACUCUAUUGGAAAUAUGGCAUCAUUGGUCAAGCUAGACUUAAAAGGGACAUCGAUUACAAAAUUACCUGAAAGCAUUGGGAAUUUGCAAAAUCUGAGGAUCUUGUAUAUUUGGGGAACUAGCAUUACGGAAUUGCCCGAUGCCAUUGGAAUGUUGACAAAACUCCAAAAGUUGGAAGCUUGGGAUUGCGAAAACCUGGAGCGACUACCUAGGGCAGUCUUUGCCCCAUCUUUCCCAACUAACCCGUCUCAAGAUACUCUUUCUUCACGAUUGCCGUCGGCUUGA